CCCCUCCUCCCUCCAUCACCUCAUUCUGCGUCUAUAUGCUCUCCAAAGCGAUACGAUGUCAAAAUUGCCAGUCGCCUCCUCGCUUCAUCGAGGUCAACUUCAGAUCCGGCAACGUCCAAUGCAAACGAGUCCACGUCGACGAUUAAACAUGGAUUAUCCGCCAUCGAUUUGUGGAGCUGGGAAGGGAGAUGUAUCUUUAGAGGACGUCACAGACAUUUGCGCAGAUUUGGGUGACAGACUGGAGCCAAAGUGGGGGAGGCCAAUCACCUGAAAAAUUACACAAGCACCGCCACUAAUGCCAUUGGAGAGACGCUCCCUGCGUGAUUGUCUUUGAGUGAGCCAACAACAAUGCAGAAAGCGACGUACUACGACAACUCUGGACUCUUCGGGGGCUACACUUACCCCAAGGCUGACUCGUACAACUACACGCACCAGCCCUACCCCGCGGCCAACAUCGACGCGGACUACCAGGGCUCCGUGUGCCCCAUUCAGACCCCUGCAGUCAGGCCGCUGACCCUCAAAGAGAGUGACUUAAAUGGGGACUGCAUGCGGCAAAGCAGCAGCAGCAGCGGUGGCGGUAGCCAAAGCAACAAUAACCCCAAUAGCAACGGCAGCAGCCAAGCGCCGAGUGUCACCGAGCAGCAGCAGCAGCAGCAGCAAGCCGGAGCCCCGCUGCCACCCUCGCCGGGAUCCACCGGCACCGCGCCUCAGAAGAAGAAGCCUCCGCCGGGGAGCAGCAACGCGUCACCCGCCCUGACCAAGCAGAUCUUCCCGUGGAUGAAGGAGACGCGGCAGAAUGCCAAGCAGAAGACAAAUAACAACUGCCCCGCCGCAGGAGAGGUGAGCGACGAAAAGAGCCCGACCGGGCCGGCGUCCAAGCGUGUCCGAACAGCGUACACCAGCGCACAGCUGGUGGAACUGGAGAAGGAGUUCCACUUCAACCGCUACCUCUGCCGCCCACGCAGAGUGGAGAUGGCCAAUCUGCUGAACCUGACCGAGCGCCAGAUCAAGAUCUGGUUCCAGAACAGGAGGAUGAAAUACAAAAAGGACCAAAAGUCCAAAGGGAUCGCGCACUCGCCCCUGGGGCACUCCCCGGACAGAAGCCCGCCGCUCACCGGCGCCAAUCACAUGGGCUACUCGGGCCAGCUGGGAAGCUCGCUGGCUUACGACGCGCCGUCGCCUCCGCCCUUCGCCAAGCCCCAGCAGAACAUGUACGGCCUGGCCGCCUACACGGCCCCGCUGGGCGGCUGCAUGCCGCAGCAGAAGCGCUACCAGAGCGCCGAGUACGAGCACCACGGCAUGCAGAGCGGCGCCACCUUCGCCGGCGCCAACCUGCAGGGCAGCCCCGUGUACGUGGGAGGGAACUUUGUGGAUUCCAUGCCGGCCUCGGGGCCCGUGUUCAACUUGGGCCACCUUCCCCACCCGUCGUCCACCAGCGUGGACUACAGCUGCGCCGCCCAGAUCCCGGGGAACCACCACCACGGACCCUGCGACCCCCACCCCACCUACACGGACCUCACCUCGCACCAAGCCACUCAGGGAAGGAUUCAGGAAGCGCCCAAGCUCACGCACUUGUAAUAGAAGUGCGGAUCUGUGUGAGUGGGUGUGUGCCAAUAUUAUGACGCCGCGCUCUUUUUUAUUACCUCACUAUUCGAAUAACUCCGAGCGAGUCGUGUGCAU
Messenger RNA from Hippocampus comes (tiger tail seahorse), 1680 nucleotides. RefSeq names its product homeobox D3a (gene hoxd3a). Bases 349 to 1578 code for a protein of 409 amino acids. Gene Ontology annotation, biological process: regulation of transcription by RNA polymerase II; anterior/posterior pattern specification; embryonic skeletal system morphogenesis. The record is from RefSeq and is a predicted model, not a curated record. Gene Ontology annotation, molecular function: DNA-binding transcription factor activity, RNA polymerase II-specific; RNA polymerase II cis-regulatory region sequence-specific DNA binding. The transcript is spliced from 4 exons. Gene Ontology annotation, cellular component: nucleus. Lineage: Eukaryota; Metazoa; Chordata; Actinopteri; Syngnathiformes; Syngnathidae.